Molecule: messenger RNA, 959 nt
Organism: Myotis davidii
Lineage: Eukaryota; Metazoa; Chordata; Mammalia; Chiroptera; Vespertilionidae
Product: submaxillary mucin-like protein
Exons: 10
Coding region: 1-786 (261 amino acids)
Molecular function (GO): protein binding
Source: RefSeq, a predicted model, not a curated record
AUGUUAGGUACUUCCCAGGAAGCAUCUGAAACGACCAUUGCUUCUGGAAUUUCUACCAGGGAAAAUGAAAAUAAAUCAGGCUGUCCAGCACCACUUCCACCACCUCCAGUUUGCCAUGGUCCACUGGGAGAAGAGAAAUCACCUGGAGACACAUGGACUGCUAAUUGCCACAGAUGCACCUGUACCAAUGCUAAUACGGUGGACUGUAAACCCAAGGAGUGCCCUUCUCCCCCCACAUGCAAAACUGAAGAGAGGCUUGUAAAGUUCAAGGAUAAUGAUACCUGCUGUGAAAUUGGAUACUGUGAACCAAGAACAUGUUUAUUUAACGAUACCAACUAUGAGAUUGGUGCUUUCUUUGAUGACCCCAACAACCCAUGCGUCUCCUACUUCUGCGACACAACUGGGUUCCGUGCAGUGGUCGAGAACUGCCCCAAGCAGACCUGGUGUGCAGAAGCGGACCGAGUCUAUGAUUCAAAAAAAUGUUGCUAUAAAUGUAAUACUAAUUGCAGAUCUUCACUCGUCAAUGUGACUGUUAAGUACAAUGGUUGCAGGAAAAGACUUGAGAUGGCAAGAUGCGUAGGGGAAUGCAAACAAACCAUCAAGUACAAUUAUGAUAUCUUUCAGUUGGAAAAUUCCUGCCUUUGCUGCCGAGAAGAAAACUAUGAGUUCAGAGACAUCAUUCUUGACUGUCCUGGUGGCAAAACCUUGUCUUACAGAUACAGGCACAUCACAGCAUGUUCUUGCUCAGACAAGUGCUAUCAAUCUUCAUCCUCAAUGAGCAAGUAAUGUUAACAUUACCUUUCCAGUUGUAAAAGGCGGGUAUUUAUUUUAUAAGUGAACAAAAAUCAGCACUCACUUGUGAGAAUAAUGAAACACUGUAUCUCUAUCCAAAAGUGAAUUCUCAUUAUGAGGCAUUUUGUUCUUUUGUUGACUGAAUCUGGAAAAAUAAAUACAAUUUU